AUGCACUGCAGAACACUUUUGGCACUCUUGUUAGUAAAAAUCGCAGCUACAACAGACAUAGAAGAAAGUCCCUUGCCAAGCAGAGAUGAAUCAAAUAGAUAUUACGUACAUAAAAUUACACUGCCUUAUAAUCCAUCGCGAACAGAAUCACAAAAACUGGAGGAUUGUCAAAAACUGGAAUUUGUGCACGUCUUCCCACCGGAGUUGACGGAGGAUCAAAUUUGUGAGCGUGUUGUCAAACUUAAUGACUGGAUGAGUAGACAGAUAGAAGCCGCCAGCGAGAAGGUACGCGGCUUUUACGAGAGGGCAUAUGAUUGGUUUGAGUUACCAGCCAUAGAACAGCAACGUCAGCGCGACAACGUGAUGAACACCUUGAACGAUGUUGAGAAGGAGGAAGUUGCGCAGCUAGUAGAACGCACUUCGAAAAAAGUGGACGAGGAUCCGGUGCUCUCAGCCCAUCGUUAUUUCCACUCACCUCAGAGAGUCAUUGAGGAAAUGGAAAGAAGUCAUGCUAGUCCUUGAAAGAUCGAGAUUUUUAGCGUGAAAGUGGGAAUGAAUUAUUAUGAACAGAAGUUAGAUGCAGCUAUUGUGUAACCGAUUCAUGUAUGUCACACUUCCUCUGUUAAGUAAAAAAUCUCGCCCAUACAUUGUUAUCAAAC
Cylicocyclus nassatus is the source of this 659-nucleotide messenger RNA. The record is from the annotation of a GenBank genome assembly. NCBI's taxonomy places the organism in Eukaryota, Metazoa, Nematoda, Chromadorea, Rhabditida, Strongylidae.